Molecule: messenger RNA, 3193 nt
Organism: Siniperca chuatsi (mandarin fish)
Lineage: Eukaryota; Metazoa; Chordata; Actinopteri; Centrarchiformes; Sinipercidae
Product: histone-lysine N-methyltransferase SETDB1-B-like
Exons: 7
Coding region: 476-1576 (366 amino acids)
Biological process (GO): negative regulation of gene expression; heterochromatin organization
Cellular component (GO): nucleus
Molecular function (GO): histone H3K9 methyltransferase activity
Source: RefSeq, a predicted model, not a curated record
AAGAAGAAGAGGAAGAGGAAGAAGAAGAAGAAGAAGAAGAAGAGAGAAAAAAAAACAUCAAGAAGAAGAAGAAGCAGCAACAGCAGCAGCAGCAGCAGCAGCAGAAGAAGAAGAAGAAGAAGAAGAACAACAACAACAGUGUCUAAGAUGGAGGAAGCUGUGCUAAUUUAGUUUAAUACAGUCCCUUAGCAGGACAAAAUUGCAAGUCCUUUUGCAUAAUUGUCAUGCAGUGGUGACACAAAAUCAAGACGACGGUUUAGCUGUUUGCUUCUUAAACCUGUCGUAUUUUUUAGUGCUAGCUAGCUAAUAGUGUAGGCUCGUGGUGCUAGCCUGAUUGCUAGCUUCAGCUAACGUUACAAACGUAACCUAACUUCAGCUUUACUCACAACGACACACAAGAUAAUCACUAGCAUUGUGGUGUGACCAAACUUUUGUCUUUUUUGAAGCGGAUAAUCAGGACACAACUACAGAAAAUAUGUCUGAUUCCCCAUGUGAGUCUGUUCCCUCCACAAGUGAAACUCGCAGCAAGAGGACACAAUUGGAGGAUGGUUCAGACUCUCUCAGUGUAAUAAAAAAAGCAGUGGUGGUCCUGACCAGACUCCCUGAAUAUAAGAUCAGCGCUCUGCGACCACCAACGCCUCAGCAGUUCUACAGUGAAGACGAAUCCCUCAGCAGCUCUGAUUCUGAUAUGCAGUGGGAACCAGAAGGAGGUUCUAGUGAUUCUGAUUUCUCAGUCUCAAACAAUAAACAGAAAACUGGAAAACCCACCAAGAGUGACACAACAAGAGCAUCUGCACCACAAACGAGUGGGAAUAACAACAACAAUGUGGCAGAACCAGGCCCUGUCAUAAUAUCAUCAGCUUUUGCCCAUUGCUCUCAUGAAACCACAAAGAUCCGUCCUAACUUGCCAGAAGAAGAGGUCAAAGUGGACAUGAUGGUCCUGGCCAGGAAGAGGCACAUGAGAUGGCAACGGGGGAAAAUAGUGGAGAUUGUAACAAGGGAAGAUGGACGGUUGAAGUACAAAGUUAGUUUUGAAGAAAAGGGGAAGAGCCUUGUGUCUGGCCACCACAUUGCCUUUGACACCACGCCGAAGCUGGAGCAGCUGUAUGUCGGUGCUCGUUUGGUGGUCGGGUGUCAAGAUAACAAGUUCCGGUUUUGGCCUGCUAUUUUGGCAGAGCUCCCCAGCAGAAAGAACCGCUUAAGGUUCCUGGUCUUUCUGGAUGAUCACAUACCAGUUUAUGUUGGUUUACCUUUACUUCACCUCGUGUGCAGACCAUUAGAAGACGUUUUAGACGACAUUCCAGAAAGCCCUCACAAGUUUUUCAUGAAGCAAUACCUGAAGGACUGGCCGUACCCACAUUUAACCCAGUACAGGGCAGGACAGAUCCUUAAUGCAGAAUUAAAUGGAGUCCAGCAGAGGUGUGAGGUGCAGGUGGUUGACUGCAGCUUGAUACAGGUCGUUUUUCAGGAUAAUCAGCAUAAGGAGUGGAUCCAUCGAGGCUCCACGCGACUUGAACACAUGGCUAGAUUUUUGGAAUUGAAAGGAGUGGAAGAGCACGAGGCUGAUUCUGAUUAAAAGUCUGCAAAAUUCAAUAAUAUCCAUCAUUAUCACCCUGAAAUGAUGUGCCAUUGGAUUUUUUUGGGAAACAUUACCGAACCAUUUCAGCCCAAAAUAAGAUUUGCUGUUUAGAUGAGUGCACAUGAAUGACACAAGCCAGAUGUUUUUUCCAAUAUGAUUGUCUUUUUUUUAUUUUCUUCUCAUUAAAAAAAACAAAACAACUUUUAUUUAUUGUUCAAAUGUGCAUAGAUAUACACUCACUAGCCACUUCAUUAGGUACACAUGUACAAUAUAAUGCUCUGCCAUGAAUUCUACUUUUAUGAAGCUUAUCAUAUUUCAGUUUUUGCUGACACAGAAAGAUAAUUAUUCUACUUUUUGUUUAUUAUUGAGGUCAUAGUGGGUGGUGGUGUUGUACUGGAGUGCAUUAUAUUGACAGGUGUUUCUAAUAUUCUGGCCCUCUCAUGUAUGUAAAUGGGGUAAAUAUUAGAAACACCUCUCAAUAUAAUGCAGUUCAGUUCAGCACCACUGCAAACAACAACCUCAAUAUGUAGUUAAAUUAAUACUUUUCUGACAAUCAAUCAAAACUGAACAUUAUUAUCUUUGUAAAGGCACAAUUUAUGGCAGAGCUGUUGUAUUGGAUCACAUAAGAUUGUACAAGUGUACCUAAUGAAGUGGCCCUUGAGUGCAUUUACUUAGAUAAUGCCUUUCCAAAUAAAUGUGUGCAUCAUUUACGCAUUGAAAACAUACUGAACAAGUCAUUUUUCAGAAAUGUAAAUUUAUGUUAAAUUUUAGUUAUGUAAUUUUUUUGCAGGGUUACAGACGAUUUAAAUAUGCAAUUAAUCCAGUCUUUCUAUGAAGGCAACCCCUCUUUUAUCAAUUUUAUCUAGCACAGAGAAGAUAAACACUAACACUUAAAACAUUCUAGUGUAACACUUUUAUCGAACAAGUGGCCUGACCAUCCAAAUACAUUUUUUUCUGUUUUCAUUUGUGCACUUGUAUACAGUACAGUUUAACGGGUGUCAUUAAUUAACAGAAACCAUAGUUCUGUUAAUAACACCCAUUAAACUGUUCAUAUAAAACAUCUUGGCCACAUUAAAAUAUAUUUUUUCCAGUAUUGUUUAAAGCAAAACUCUUGAUGUGAUAUUUGUUGUAACAUUUUGAAAAAGUGAGAGAAGGUGCUACAUCUUCAGCAUGUGUUGAAAUUUGCCAGUGUGGAGUUUUGGAAAGCUGGAGCGAUCGAGUUAGACAUUACUGUAAAUGUUUUUUGAUGAUGCCUAUAAUCUUUCAGUUGUAUGAAUUUAUUAUGUCCUAUUUGUUUUUAGUCUUGUCACUUGUUAAGAUCUGGGAACAAAUUGUCCAGCGCAAUGUCAAUGAUUCCUUAUAUGGACUUUAGAGUCAACAGCUUUUUUUAUUCUUUUUUUGUUCAUCUAGCCAAUGAUCAGCAUUUUCACUUUGAUUUUCAUGUAUUUCAUUGCUUUGUAUAGAAUUCUGUUUGUCAUUCUUUUGUAAAGAAUAAUUAAAAAAAACAUUUUACAUUGUAUAUUAGCUUGUCAUUUGCAAGUGUUCCCAGCCCAUAUGAUACAUUAAUGCCCCAGCCUCAUUUCCAGAGAUGUAUAAACAAAUCUAAUUUCUCAA